Candidula unifasciata is the source of this 1035-nucleotide messenger RNA. Lineage: Eukaryota; Metazoa; Mollusca; Gastropoda; Stylommatophora; Geomitridae. The record is from the annotation of a GenBank genome assembly.
GCUGAGUACAGUUAUGGGGGAGAGGCUGACCUUCACCGACACUAUCACAGCUGUAAGAAGAAUCCAGGUCACAAAUAUUUUAUCCCAGUAGACAAGUUUUGUAUAAAAGAUCUCCCAGAAGGCUACCGUCACAAAGAUAUGAUGGAUUAUAUCCGAACAGAGUCAGAUCUGACAGUUCGUGUGACGGUUCAGUAUGUCAGUGACAUGAGACCAGAGACUCUUCCUGGAAGUGACAGACCGUAUCCAGGUUAUGAUUACAAAGGUCAGCAGAAAAUGACUGUAGGUACUGGAUGGGUUCACUACGUACAGUUCUUCAACUGCCUUGAUGGAGUUACUUGCAAGUGUCAGGAUUGUCAUAAGUCUUCAGUGCCAGAGACCAAAUUUGCCACCAUUAACAUAACAACUGCAACCCAUGUAGUCUUUGAUGAUCUAGAAGGAGCCCACACAACAUGUCACCUGUUCUUCGAUAGUGGAAGUACACCAGACGCCUGUAGUGGAGUCGUCACACUAAUGGGCAUGUCUUCUAGAUACAGUGAAAUCGACACCGACUGGUGUUAUAUGAAGCAUUUCACGCAUGAUCUGGACCUUGCACGUAGACUUGACCGGUCACUGGUGCUAAGAGAUAAAUUAAGACCUGCAAUCUCUGCAAAAAUAUCCAUGAUCAAUGUCUACAGGCGAAGACUGACCUCUGUAGAAAAAAAGCCGUUGUUGUUUAUAGUAUCACACCCCCACGGAUGCAGGAAACACAUUAGCAUAGGUCACUGGACGAGUGUCAACAACAAUAACCCAAAGGUGUUUUCCUUCGAGUACACUACACCAACUUGUCCUGGCUCUAGCGGAGCUCAUGUGUAUAUGCCCUAUGAGUUGUCCCCAGACAGCUUGUGUACCGGAUGGUUUAAUUUUCCUGGCAGCCAUUGCGGGUCUCUUGAUGAGCAGCUAGGAAUCAAUUAUUGUAACGUUGAAAGAGGUGAGUACACUGUACCUGCAUAUGUACUUAUGUUACUGUGUGUGUGUGUGUGUGUGUGUGUGUUAUGA